Funneliformis geosporum is the source of this 2862-nucleotide messenger RNA. The record is from the annotation of a GenBank genome assembly. NCBI's taxonomy places the organism in Eukaryota, Fungi, Glomeromycota, Glomeromycetes, Glomerales, Glomeraceae.
AUGCACGUUAAAAAUUUCUUUUUAUCUUUUUUGAUUUUGACAAUUGAAUUUACAUAUAAUAAUAAUGUACAGGCUGCAAAGUUUAUUCGAAACGAACAGACAUUGUCAUGUCUUGACCGUUCCUCCAUUCCUUUCUCUAAAUCAUGUACGCGUGUAGACUUAACCCCAUGCCCAACCGACAGAUUUUCAAGAUUUCCAGAAUCAUUGGAAUGGAAUUUAAUUCCGAUAAAUUCCUCUUUAACGAAUACUGAAUUAAUAAUAAAAUCAGAUAAAUUUUGUUUGAGUACUUUGUCCAAUAGUAACAAUAUAGAAGCUUGUUCUUGUGACAAUGGUACUAAUCAAAAAUGGACCUUGAAUAGUGAUGGAGUUUUAAGUAGUGUUGAUUCCAGAAAAUGUCUAGGUUUUGUAGGCGACAAAGUUGCCUUGGGCCCUUGUCAAGCUUGGAAGGUUUAUCACGUUGCAUCUAAUGCGGUAAAUUUGUAUAUAAGUAAAGAAUUUACCGGAAAACCAAACAAAUUAUUGGCUAAUAACUACACUUCACAAACAUUACCUGCCGAAAUAUUCCUAUCGGAAUUCUCUCUCGAGAUUCCACCAGGAUUCGAAUUUAUUGUUAAUAAAAAGAAUAAUAAAGUCGAAAAAUUCGAAUCUGACAUUGCGCAGAUGCCACCCAUCGAUUCCCUCGAUUCUAUUAUUAUCAGAUUAAAAGCUGGAAUUAUUAUGUAUGAAGAACCUGCGUAUUUUGGUGCGAGUAAAUUUAUGAAAGCCGGACCUUUAGAAUUACUCCCAACUAUGAAAAUUGGCUCCGCUUUGGUUUCUGAAGGUUUUCGUGGCGUUUUUUGGCCAAAUUCAAACUUUACUGGGAAUAACAUCGGUUUAUUUGAGUCCAUUGCUAAUUUUACCGGAGCUCCAGUAGAUUCUAAACAACUCUCAAUUGCCAGUUUAGACAUCUCAGCCACCGCAUGCAAAAAUGAAUGUGGUUCUAGUGGUACUUGUUCAUUUGAAGGUAUUUGUACUUGCAAGCCAGGUUUCACUGGUGACAGAUGCGAACAAUGCUUAUCCGGGUUCUUUGGACCAACUUGCCAAGAAUGCAACGCAAAAUGUAACAAAUUUUGUGAUGAUGGAUUGGCAGGAACCGGAGAAUGCAAGUGCAAACUAGGAUACACCGGCGAAAAUUGCGAUCAAUGUGCUCCCGGUUUCUUUGGUAACAAAUGUGAAGAAUGCAAAUGCGGUAAUGGCACAUGUGAUGAACAAGGCACAUGUUCUUGUAAUGCUGGCUUUUCGUUGGACAUAAGUAAGAAAUGCGUGGAUUGUGAAAGAGGAUUUUAUAAGUCCGGAAACGAGUGCAAGCUAUGUUCUCCGAGCUGUGAAACAUGCGAAGCUGAGACUGGCAAAUGUCAAUGUUUACCAACUUUUAAGUCAACUGAUGAUUUGACGUGCGUUUCAAAUCUGAAUUGUUUACCAACGGAAUUUUUCGAUACAGCUACUCAAACGUGUGUUCCGUGUGAUCCUAGCUGUGAAACAUGUUUUGGAUCCGGAGCUGGAGAGUGUCUAGAAUGCAAAUCAUUAACGGUUUAUAUUGAAGGUACCUGUAUCCCCAUAUCACAAUUUACCGAUGGUAAAUGUUCACCUUCUGCAGCAUUUAUUGUAGAUAAUGCCAAACAAUCCUGUGAACCUUGUCCGAGUUCGUGCUUUGAUUGUUCUAUACCAGGCUUCAAUGCUUCUAGUACUAUUGAAGAUUUGCAAUGCACCAGAUGCAUGCCGGGAUUUUUCCUUGAGAGUGGUGAAUGUGUGGAAUUUUGUCCUGAAAACAAAUUUGCUGACAAAACCGAUUUAAUUUGUAAAGAAUGCAAUUCCAAUUGUGCUAGUUGUAAGGGUCCGGAAGAAAAUAAAUGUAUUACGUGCUCGAAUAAAGAAUUAUUUGUUUUGAAUGGAGUGUGCUCACCCAAAUGUCCCUCAGGAUAUAUAGUACUUAACUCAACCUGUACAAAGUGUCAUCCUGAUUGUACAGAAUGCUCGGGUCCAGAGAUAAAUCAAUGCACUAAAUGUCCACCUAAUCGUCCGAUUAUAAAAGAUGGACAAUGUGUAGAAGUUUGUCCGAUGGGAACUUACGCUGAUGAGAGUGGAUGUAAUAAAUGUAAUGAAGAUUGUUCUUCUUGCGUUGGACCAAGUCCUGAUCAAUGUCUUGGAUGUAAUGACCAAUCUAAAGUUUUGCUUGGAGGUUCAUGUAGUGGAUCAUGUCCAUCUGGAAGUGAAUUAAUUAAAAGUGAAAGACUCUGUCAAAAUUUGGUCACUGAAGAGAUACUUCCGCCCGAGAAAACGAAGGAAGAACAAAAACAAGAAUAUUUCUUUAAUAAAACUAAAGGAAUCGAAUGGUGGCACAUUCUUUUAAUUGUUCUUGGAUCUAUUUUGUUCUUGAUAAUAGGUGUUUUAUUAUUAAGAUGUGUUGCCGUAAAAAGAAGACAAAAAAAAACCAAGGAAUUUGGCGAACAAUUUGAUGACAAUGUAGUGAGUAAAAAUUUGAAGAAGAUGCUGCGUAAUGCACGUGAGGUACCCUCUCAACCGGAAAUGUCUCACGAUCCGAAAUCUGCAUUGAAACCUCAUGAAAUUGAGGACCCAUUAAAUCAAAAGGCCGCUGAAAGGCAUCAAAAAACUAUGUCUAUCACUACUGAUGAUUAUAAUAAAUGGAAAAAUUCAAAGAGUGCUAAAGACUGGGAAAGAAUUAUUAAAAAUGCAAAUACGGAAGGAUAUAGAUAUAAUUCUGGUAAUUCUAGUUAUAGGAAUAGCAAAAGGUCUACAAGAUCAACAAAUUCUAUUAGCACUAAAAGGUCCUACGCUCUUCCGCCCGAUGAUAAUUGGCUUUAA